Rana temporaria (common frog) is the source of this 1441-nucleotide messenger RNA. It is a transcript of the gene OXGR1, whose product is annotated as oxoglutarate receptor 1. Bases 235 to 1218 code for a protein of 327 amino acids. The transcript has 2 exons. Gene Ontology annotation, molecular function: G protein-coupled receptor activity. Gene Ontology annotation, biological process: G protein-coupled receptor signaling pathway. NCBI's taxonomy places the organism in Eukaryota, Metazoa, Chordata, Amphibia, Anura, Ranidae. The record is from RefSeq and is a predicted model, not a curated record. Gene Ontology annotation, cellular component: plasma membrane.
UGGGAGGAGUGAAUCUGGCAGCAGUUUCAUCCGAAUUACUAAAUGCUGUUUUGAUGUUUGCAAAACGUAGCUGCCUUUCUCUGCACCACUUUACAGGACCAAGCAGACAGUUUCGACUUAACAAAGAUUUUCUCCAUAACAGCAUGUCUACAGAACUUAUUUCUGCUUCUUCAAAUGAACAAAUUCAGCUGUGACCAACGCUGACGGGACCUCUAUUUUUAAGACAGUAGGAGAAUGGCCAUAAACAAUGAAUCUGAUUUUAACAACAACACGCUUAUGUUCAGCACUGAAGAACCAACAACAAACUGUACAAGUGUCAUAGUGGACAACAUAAUAAAGGUUUACUUUCUACCAACAAUGUACAGCGUCAUUUUCAUCAUAGGAUUUCCAGGAAAUAUUAUUUCAAUUUCAGUGUAUGUUUUGAAGAUGCGGCCAUGGAGAACAAGCAUCAUCAUCUUGCUGAAUUUGGCCAUCACAGACCUCAUGCAUCUCUGUAGCCUCCCAUUCUUGGUUUACAAUUACGUUAAUCAAGAGCACUGGAGUCUUGGGGACUUCACAUGCAAGUUGAUCCGCAUUGUUUUUCAUUUCAACUUGUAUGGCAGCAUUCUUUUCCUCACCUGUUUCAGCAUCUUCCGCUAUAUUGUCAUUGUUCAUCCAAUGAAAUUUCACUCCAUUCAUAAACGGAGGUGGGCUGUUAUAGCUUGCGCAGCUGUAUGGGCGAUUGCACUAAUUGAGGUCCUUCCAAUGGUUAUUUUCAUGAGAGACAUACAAGAUACUGUAGCUUGCAUGGACUUUGCGGUGUCUCUUGAAAUUUACAAUGUACGCUGGUACAAUGCCUGUCUCACUACCAUUGGCUUUGCUUUACCAUUGUUGGUGGUGACUCUUUGCUACACCUGUAUCAAUUGUAGCCUGGCAAAUGGACCCUAUACUGAAGAUGUCCAAAAGAAAAAGGCUCGUAGGCUUGUUGUCAUUCUUUUGAUUGUUUUUUAUGUUUGUUUUUUUCCUUUACAUAUUUUUAGAGCUAUUCGUAUUGAAACACGACUACACGUUGUAAGUUGUGUAUAUGAAAGACAUAUUCAUGCUAUUUAUUUAGCCUCUAGACCAAUAGCUUCACUGAAUACAUUUGUCAAUUUGUUACUUUAUGUUAUGGUGGGAGGGAACUUCCAGCAGGCUGUUCAGUCAAUUUAUAAGUCCAAUCCUUAUAAACAGCAGCCAUAAUUCAUGCACUGGUACUCAUGCAUAUGUGAACCUUACUAAAAUGUACCAAUAACUGUGAUGCCGCGUACACACGAUCAGAAUUCCGAUAAAGCUGACUUCCAUCAGUCUUGCUUCAUCGAGACUGAUGAAGCAAGACUUCAUCAGUCUUUAGUUUGGACUAAAUUCCAACCGUCCAAAUUGCGGUGAUGUAAAACACUACGACGAGCCGAGAAAAAUGGAUUUC